ACCACUAUCGGAAACCGAAACAGUAUUUUCAGAAACCGAUUUUUCUAUAAAAUGCCACUUCGUCUCCAAAAAGGUAUCCGAGAAUACCUAUUUAGUUUUCGGAUUAUCUUAUCGGAAACCAAAACAGUUUCCGAGCUUCGAAAACCUACCAAAAGGUAUUCCAGGAUACCCUUUGGGUUUUCGAGAUAUUCGAUGGGUACCCAAAAGGUAUUCCAGCAUACCCUCUCGGUUUCCGGCAUACUCUCUCGGAAACCCACAAGAUUUCCGAUCACUAGCAAAUGCAAAACGCAUACCAAUGAUGGUGUUUCCAGUUUCUAAAGUUGCGACAUAGGUUUUUGAAAUAAGACGUAACCCGACACCAAGCCUCUCAAUCAGGGAUGUGGCGACCAUGGGGUGCAGGAGGGUGCACGCCCCCCACUUUUAGAAAAUUUUCGCUUUUUCCCAGCAAAAAUUGUUAAUUUUUUUGAAAAAAAAGGUCGUGAGAUGGAAAAAUAAGGAUCUGUACCCCCCCACUUUUUAAAAUUUCGUAAAUGCAUUAUUUCAUGUUCAAAAAUUUUUUCAAUACACCCUCAACUUUUCAAAAAAUUUCUUUUGCACCCCCCCCCCCCCCCCCCCCCCCACUUUUUUCUCUUCGCCACAUCCCUGCUCUCAAUUAAUUCAGUUCGUUAUUAUUUAUCUUAUCAUCACCGCUUUUAAGAAUCACAGAUGAUAUCCUUACAAUAUUUGGUAGCUGAGAUUUCCAAUACAUUUCAUGUAAAAAUUAAUACUAUUCUUCUACUCUAUCUUAGACGAUAGAUGCAGACUUUAAUAUAAACGAAUGUUCUACAUAUUUCAUAUAGAAAUUGGUAUUAUUUUUUCAAUCUAUCACAUAUAAUAGACUAAUAAUCUUAUAUAAUCGACAUUUCAGUAACGCGAAUAUAGAAAUCUAUAUUAUUCUUUGUGUCUAUCAGAAAUGACAGACUUAAAAUUUUAUAUAUUCAAAAUUUCUAUAUGUUCAAUGUAGAAAUCUAUUUUAUUGUGUUAGUCUAUCAGAAACGAUAGACUUAUAAUUUUACAUACUCUAAAUUUCUCUAUAUCGAAUAUAGAAAUCUAUGUUAUUGUUUUAGUCUAUCAGAAAUGAUAGACUUAUAAUUUUACAUACUCUAAAUUUCUAUAUAUCGAAUAUAGAAAUCUAUAUUAUUGUUUUAGUCUAUCAGAAAUGGUAGACUUAGAAUGUUACAUACUCUACAUUUCUAUAUAUCGAAUAUAGAAAUCUAUAUUCUUGUUUUAGGCUAUCAGAAAUGAUAGACUAAAAGUUUGGAUAGAUUAUAUUUCUGUGUGUUGAGAUUUAUGAGAAGUCGGCUAGGGAAAAAGCUGUGAAUAGUAAGUUGAAAAGUUGGCAUGGAGUAUGUUGCAUAACCUUGUGGAGUCGGAGAAUAUGGCGUUGUUGGAUGUUGUACAGAACUGAUGAUCGGCUCUUAGGACCUUGGAAACCGUUAAUCAGUUACCGAGAUCGGGUGCUAUUGUUGGGUGAAUUUCGGGUUUCCGAGUGUUCUGAAACCUUCUAUCGGAAACCCUUAAAAGGUUUCCUAUAGUAACAUUUUCGGAAACCCAUUAUAAGUUUCCUAGGAGACGGAAAUUUUUUAGAGUGUAUAAUAUUUUCACUGAUCAACUUCAACUAGCAAAAGCUUUUAUAUCUGGUAAAAAAUCUCCAAUCGAAUAUCUCCGUAACAUCUUAUUCUUAUCCAUAACAGCCCAAUCAAAUAUUCGUCUAUAUCUCGAUCAACAUUCAUUAAAUCACAUUGGUAAGUGACAGAUCAAAAAUAAACAAACUGAUAUACAAUUUUCUUAGUAUAGGUUUCGAUCAACCACCAUAUGAAUGGUAAGUGAUGUUUAUUAAUAUAAACAAUUUAAUAGAGGAUUUUUUUAUUUUAGAUCUGAUCCAGCAACAUAUGAAUGGUUCAGCUCAAGCAUCAUAUGAAUGGUUCACAUGGGGUGUCUUUUCUGAGAGAAUUAUGUUUGGUUCCGGUUUCAGAUGA
Rotaria sp. Silwood1 is the source of this 2018-nucleotide messenger RNA. The record is from the annotation of a GenBank genome assembly. Lineage: Eukaryota; Metazoa; Rotifera; Eurotatoria; Philodinida; Philodinidae.